Sporothrix brasiliensis 5110 is the source of this 1173-nucleotide messenger RNA. RefSeq lists its product as uncharacterized. NCBI's taxonomy places the organism in Eukaryota, Fungi, Ascomycota, Sordariomycetes, Ophiostomatales, Ophiostomataceae. The transcript has a single exon. The coding region runs from base 1 to 1173 and encodes 390 amino acids. The record is from RefSeq and is a predicted model, not a curated record.
AUGGCGUAUCAUUCAGACAACUUUGCAUUAGAUCUGAACACACAAGGCGGACUGGCUACAGACACGUUCAACUUCCAGGCCACCUCGCAAUCUACAACAUCAUGGCCGCCCAUGUCGAUCUUGGAUUCAACCACAGUAGGGGGAUUCCAGCUGCCUCCGGCAAUGAAGGACGCUUCAUCUAAGACGACACGGUUCGCGAGUACAGUCGCAGGAACUAAGCUACCACAGGUGGUCACCACGAGCUACAACGAUACCAGUGUUGGUAGCAGCAGUGUCAUCGGCGUUGGUAUCGGUGCGAGCAGCAGCACGAUGGGCACCCACAAGAGCGGCCGAGGCGAAAACAUCACAAACAGUCACAAACGUGGAAGCCUCGGCAGCCUCGGCAGCCGCCGAGGUAGUAAUGUCAGCAGCCGCGGAACCAAUCGAAGUACCAGUCCAUACGAUUCAACCGCCACAUCUCCCAACCGAAAGACAUCUCAGGCAUCAUCAAAGCACGGGCGUGGGAGUGGCAGCGGCAGUGGCAGUGGCUCAAAGGGAGGAUCUGACGACAAGAGCCGCAGCAAAUUUGCGUGCACGCGCGCGGAUUGCCAUGGUCCCGUAUUCACGCGUAUGGCCGACCUUGACCGGCACAUGCUGCACAUCCACACCGACGCCGAUAAGAAGGAGCGCUUUCUGUGCGACUACUCUUCGUGCUCACGCAGCGCUACGCCAUUUCACCGCAAGGACCACUACCGCGAGCAUCUGCGCGUGUACCACCUCGAGGAUCUGCUGAAGCGUGGCAGCAACGCAAACCACCACACGGCGGCCUCGACGUCGUCGUCCUCUGGUGCCAGAACAUCCGAAAGGCUGUCGCCAUCGUCGGCAUCCGCAUCCUCAUCGUCCACCGCCGAUGUCAAAAGGAACAAGAAGCUGCUUCAGGAGACACAACUGCAAAACUGUAAGACGGAGGCCGAGUGGUGGCGCUGUGCGCGGUGUCUGCAGCGAGUCGACAUUGCCGAGCGUGGCUGGACGUGUCCGAACUGCAAAGGCAGUAUCGAGGAGCCACGCAAGGCGAUCCGGAUGUCGCGGUCGGCGGCGUCCAUGGCGGCAACAAACGCCCGCCAGUUGGCUCAGUCUUUGGACAUACCGGCCGAGUGGGGAACGUAUAACGACAUGUCGAUGGAGACGUACUGA